GCAACAUGCGAGCGACGGUGACGUCUAGCCGAGCCGCUACCCGCUCGGUGCGUAGCGUCUGCACAGUCGCCGCCCGCGCCUCGCAUCAUCCGAUUUCGCAGCACCCUCUGCGGAAGGACGUCGCCGGAGUCCUCCACGGAAGGCCCUUCCCGAGACUGGACGCACUGCCUUGCGCCGUCACGGCGAUCACCACCACGCACAAGGAGCCGUUCGAGCUCGAGGGCGUCGUUUUCCCGAUGUUUUCGCAGCGCCACCUUCUCGACAGCGCCACCCGCUCUGAGCCUCCGAGCAGCAUCGAGGCCGCGUGCGUGGUCGGCCGGACCAGAGAGGAGGCGCGAGAGGAGCAUUCGCACCUCUCCCUCCUCUGCGAGCACUUCCUCGUCCCGCCGCCAGAGGCGUCCGCCACCUUCUUCACGGCAGACCUCGGUGGCGCGGGCAGGCUGCGCUGGGAGCAAAACACCGAGGUGAGCACGUACACCUUCCUGCGGCCCCUCCCGGAGGAGGGGUCGCCUCUCUUCGAGGCGCCCUCCCUCUCGCUCUCCGCGGUGCCGGCCUGGUGGCUCCACUCCCUGCCGGGGCGCGUGGUCGCCGCGACGCACAUCGCCGUCGUCUCGCGCGAGCCUCCGCACCCGACGCACAUCGACAUCCGCCAGUACUCGCCGCACUUCAACCGCUCCAGCUUUGUGACGGCGGCGAGUGUCGACGACGGCGACUUUCGGCUAAGAGUGGUCGUCUGGCUCGUCGAGGCGGUCCCGUCCCGCUGGCAGCACCACGCGCCCGUCGGCGGCAGAGGGCUCGACGCCGUGCGGCAGGGCCUGGCGGUGGCGGCCGCAGGGCAGCGCACGGCGGCGGGCAAGGUGGUGCAGCGCCUGAUCGAGCUGGACAAGUACCGCUCCUUGGCGCUGAUGGCGCAGCCGCUGGCGCGCUCCGUCUCUCCGCGUGUGGACGCGCUGCAGGCGCCAGCGCAGCUGCAGGGCGUCAACGACGAGCUGCGCCGCUCGAGCGCGUGCGACCUCGAGGGGCAGCGCAGGCUGCUCGACGGUCUGCUGCGCCUCACCGCCACCGCGUUGCGGGUGCAAGAGAUUGCGAGCUACCGCUUCUCCGCCGCCGCCGCCUACGCCAAGAUUGUCGAGGACCGCGUCUCCUUCCUGAGGCUGGGCCGGCUCGAGGGCGCGAGGGAGCCCCUUCCUGAUCGAACCUCGGGCUCUCUCGGCUCAUCUCGGGUACGAUCCACAGGCGCGCCGAGCUUGGAGUCCUUCCUCAUGGGCGCGCUGCAGCCCGCGAUGCGCAGCUGCAGCGCCAUGUCCGCGCGGCUCGCGUCCGUCGCCGCGUCCUCCCGCACCACCAUCGACCUGCUCCGCGCGCGGCUGACCGUCGAGCAGCAGGCGCAGAACGUGGAGCAGCUCGAGCAGCUCAAGGAGACGGCGCGCACGCAGCUGCUGCUGCAGGAGUGCGUUGAGGGGCUCUCUGUUGUGGCCAUCACCUACUACUCCACCGGCGUCCUCGGCUACGCCGCAAAGGCGGCGCACACACUCGGCUACCUGCCCGUCCAGCCGGAGGUUGCGCUCGGGUGCGGCAUGCCCCUGGUCGGCGUGGGCGUCUGGGUCGCGCUGCACCGGCUGAAGCAUUCGGUGCUGGGCGAGCGCCCGGCAGCGCCGCCGACGCAGGAACCGCGCGGGUGA
This is a messenger RNA of Emiliania huxleyi CCMP1516, 1682 nucleotides long. RefSeq lists its product as hypothetical. The record is from RefSeq and is a predicted model, not a curated record. Lineage: Eukaryota; Haptophyta; Isochrysidales; Noelaerhabdaceae. The coding region runs from base 6 to 1682 and encodes 558 amino acids. The transcript is spliced from 4 exons.